AUGAUUCGGCGCUGCAUAGGAUGGUGCUGUGAUCCUCUAUGUUGUGUCUUCGAUCUUCGGAGGCCAUGUUCUUGCCCUCAUGGGAAGUGCUAUACAAUCAUGGCAGUGAUCUUGGCGGUAGUAGCCUUUGUUUCCGGGAUCUUUUCCAUCCGACACUGUUUCUUUUUUCAAGUGCAGCUACAGAACCUGGAGACGGGAGAACCGAUUGAGUUCACCAUGAGGGGGUAUGGUUACUUUUCUCGAGAAAUCGAACCGGGUGAGGAACCAGAUUACCAGAAUUGCCGAGCCUACACCGUCUUGGAGGAACAAGAAACCUUCAACGAUUGGUGGUUCCACUACGGACAGUUCUUUAAUACCCUUGCUUUGGCUUUGGGUGGAUUGGGUAUGCUCAUUAUCGCCACUACCUGCUGCCUGGCCUUUCAUACCCACAUGUUUGAAAAGCUGCUUUUGUGGAUCUAUUUGCUGGCUGCCAUCUUCCAAGGACUUGGAUUCUUGGGAUUUGGAACCAACUUUUGUUCGACUCACAUUUGCAAGAUUGGACCAGGUACCGCCAUGGCCAUUUCGGCCUUUUUUAUGUGGCUUACGGUAGCCAAUACAGUCAAGAGUACGCCCGAAGCCUUGCCUCCAGAAGAGCUUGCCGACGACGAUGAUCCGUAUGACAGUGACGACGAUGAUAUGUACUACUAUGAUGAUGACAAAGUGGAACAGUAUUCUGAUUAUGAGAGUGACGAUGAAUCCGAUGAUAGUGGUAGAAAGAAGAAGAAAAAGCGAGAUCACGACGACGAUGAAUCCGAUGAUGAGGAAAGCGAGUUCGACCCCAACCGUAGCCAAGCCAGUUCGACCAAACCGGAGAUCGUUUGA
Seminavis robusta is the source of this 861-nucleotide messenger RNA. The record is from the annotation of a GenBank genome assembly. NCBI's taxonomy places the organism in Eukaryota, Bacillariophyta, Bacillariophyceae, Naviculales, Naviculaceae.